Messenger RNA from Scheffersomyces stipitis CBS 6054, 1050 nucleotides. It is a transcript of the gene HIS1, whose product is annotated as ATP phosphoribosyltransferase. NCBI's taxonomy places the organism in Eukaryota, Fungi, Ascomycota, Pichiomycetes, Serinales, Debaryomycetaceae. Gene Ontology annotation, molecular function: magnesium ion binding; ATP phosphoribosyltransferase activity. The record is from RefSeq and is a predicted model, not a curated record. Gene Ontology annotation, cellular component: cytoplasm. The transcript is spliced from 2 exons. Gene Ontology annotation, biological process: L-histidine biosynthetic process. Bases 69 to 983 code for a protein of 304 amino acids.
AAAAUUGCAAGUUGAAAAAUUACCAGAUUUUCUUUUUGUAGUUCUCCAGCCAAUUCUAACUAUACACAAUGGAUUUAGUUAACCACCUCCCAGACCGUUUGUUGUUUGCUGUGCCCAAGAAGGGUCGUUUAUAUGAAAAGUGUUGCAACUUGUUGCAGGGUGCUGACAUCCAGUUCAGACGUUCCAACAGAUUGGAUAUUGCCCUUUCCACCAACUUGCCUGUUGCCUUGAUUUUCUUGCCUGCUGCCGACAUUCCUAUUUUUGUUGGAGAAGGUAACUGUGAUUUGGGUAUAACCGGUUUAGACCAGAUCCAAGAAGCUCUGAUGCUUGACCAUACUGAGGACUUGUUGGACUUGAACUUUGGCUCUUGUAAGUUACAGAUUCAGGUUCCAGCCGAAGGAGACAUCACUACUCCUGAGCAAUUAGUCGGUAAGAAGAUUGUUUCGUCGUUUACCAAGUUGUCUACCAACUACUUUAAGUCAUUGGAAAAGGUUUCGGAUGAAUCACAAUUAACAACUAGCAUCAGAUACGUUGGUGGAUCUGUCGAAGCUUCAUGUGCCUUAGGAGUUGCUGAUGCAAUUGUCGAUUUGGUAGAAAGUGGUGAAACCAUGAAGGCUGCCGGAUUGAAGCCUAUAGAAACUAUUUUACAGACCUCGGCCCAUUUGAUCUCGUCUAAGAACCCCAAGUUUCCCGAGUUAGUUGAAAUCAUCCACCAAAGAUUCGAAGGUAUCUUGGCUGCUCAGAAGUACGUAUUGUGUAACUACAAUGCUCCAAGAAGAUUGUUGCACGACGUGUUAAGUAUUACUCCUGGAAGAAGAGCUGCCACCGUGUCACCUUUAGAAAAACACAACCCAGAAGACGAAGACUGGGUGGCCAUAUCGUCAAUGGUGGAGAGAAAGGCUAUCGGAGACAAGAUGGACUUGUUGAAGAAGAGUGGAGCCUCCGACAUCUUGGUGUUUGAAAUCAGCAACUGUAGAGUUUAGACCAAAAUUACAAAACAAUUUACAAAUAAUUACAUAUACAUAAUUAAUAGACUUCAUUUAUUCUGUC